Molecule: messenger RNA, 4627 nt
Organism: Drosophila gunungcola (fruit fly)
Lineage: Eukaryota; Metazoa; Arthropoda; Insecta; Diptera; Drosophilidae
Product: titin-like
Exons: 3
Coding region: 1-4476 (1491 amino acids)
Source: RefSeq, a predicted model, not a curated record
AUGAAAUCAGUCGAAGAAGAAAAACUGGAUGAAAAGAAUCAAAAACCGGCUGAGAAGGCUGAUGAUACUAAAACUCAAAAGCCUGAGGUCUCCGAGGCUGUGGCUGAAAAGAUAUCAGAAGAGAUGGCUGAAGAAAGUAAACAGACCGAAGUCAAGGAAACUGAAGCUAAAUCUAAGGUAAAACUCCUGGAGAAGAAAUCAAUUGCAGAACAACAACUGGAUAAAAAGGGGCAAAAACAGGAUGAGAUCGCUGGCGACAAGAAAGCUCAAAAGGCUGAGUUAUCCGAGAUUGUUGCUGAAAAGAUAUCCGAAAAGACUGCUGAAGAAAGUAAAAAAGCCGAAAUCAAGGACACUGAAGCUAAAUCUAAGAAGGCAAAUCUACUGGAGAAGAAAUCAAUGGAAGAACAACAACUGGAUGAAAACAGUCAAAAACAGGAUGAGAUCGCUGACGACAAGAAAGCUCAAAAGGCUAAUGUCUCCGAGAUUGUUGCUGAAAAGAUAUCCGAAGAGACGGUUGAAGAAAGUAAAAAAACCGAAGUCAAGGACACUAAAGCUAAAUCUCAGAAGGCAGAGCUCUUGGAAAAGAAAUCAAUUGCAGAACAACAACUGGAUAAAAAGGGGCAAAAACAGGAUGAGAUCGCUGGCGACAAGAAAGCUCAAAAGGCUGAGUUAUCCGAGCUUGUUGCUGAAAAGAUAUCCGAAGAGACGGCUGAAGAAAGUAAAAAAGCCGAAAUCAAGGACACUGAAGCUAAAUCUAAGAAGGCAAAGCUACUGGAGAAGAAAUCAAUGGAAGAACAACAACUGGAUGAAAACAGUCAAAAACAGGAUGAGAUCGCUGACGACAAGAAAGCUCAAAAGGCUAAGGUCUCCGAGAUUGUUGCUGAAAAGAUAUCCGAAGAGACGGUUGAAGAAAGUAAAAAAACCGAAGUCAAGGACACUAAAGCUAAAUCUCAGAAGGCAGAGCUCUUGGAAAAGAAAUCAAUGGAAGAACAAGAACUGGAUGAAAAGAGUCAAAAACUGGAUGAGAUCGCUGGCGACAAGAAAGCUCAAAAGGCUGAGGUAUCCGAGAUUGUUGCUGAAAAGAUAUCCGAAGAGACAGCUGAAGAAAGUAAAAACACCGAAGUUAAGGACCCUGAAGCUAAAUCUAAGAAGGCAAAGCUCCUGGAGAAGAAAUCAAUGGAAGAACAACAACUGGAUGAAAAGAGUCAAAAACAGGACGAGAUCGCUGACGACAAGAAAGCUCAAAAGGCUAAGGUCUCCGAGAUUGUUGCUGAAAAGAUAUCCGAAGAGACGGUUGAAGAAAGUAAAAAAAUCGACGUCAAAGAUACUGAAGCUAAAUCUAAGAAGGCAAAGCUUCUGGAGAAGAAAUCAGUCGAAGAAGAACAGCUGGAUGAAAAAGGGCAAAAACAGGAUGAGAUCGCUGUUGACAAAAAAGCUGAAAAGGCUGAGGUCUCCGAGAUUGUUUCUGAAAAGAUAUCCGAAGAGACGGCUGAAGAAAGUAAAAAAACCGGAGUCAAGGAGACUGAAGCUAAAUCUCAGAAGGCAAAGCUUCUGGAGAAGAAAUCCGUCGAAGAACAACAGCUGGAUGAAAAAGGGCAAAAACAGGCCGAGAUCGCUGACGACAAGAAAGCUCAAAAGGCUAAGGUCUCCGAGAUUGUUGCUGAAAAGAUAUCCGAAGAGACGGUUGAAGAAAGUAAAAAAAUCGACGUCAAAGAUACUGAAGCUAAAUCUAAGAAGGUAAAGCUUCUGGAGAAGAAAUCAGUCGAAGAAGAACAGCUGGAUGAAAAAGGGCAAAAACAGGAUGAGAUCGCUGUUGACAAAAAAGCUGAAAAGGCUGAGGUCUCCGAGAUUGUUUCUGAAAAGAUAUCCGAAGAGACGGCUGAAGAAAGUAAAAAAACCAAAGUCAAGGACACUGAAGCUAAAUCUAAGAAGGCAAAGCUUCUGGAGAAGAAAUCCGUCGAAGACCAACAGCUGGAUGAAAAGAGUCAAAAACAGGACGAGAUCGCUGACGACAAGCAAGCUCAAAAGGCUGAGGUCUCCGAGGUUGUUGCUGGAAAGAUAUCCGAAGAGACGGCUGAAGAAAGUAAAAAAACCGAAGUCAAGGUCACUGAAGCUAAAUCUAAGAAGGCAAGGCUCCUGGAGAAGAAAUCAGUCGAAGAACAACAACUGGAUGAAAAAAAGCAAACACAGGAUGAGAUCGCUGACGACAAGAAAGCUGAAAAGGCUCAGGUAUCCGAAGUUGUUGCUGAAAAGAUAUCCGAAGAGACGGCUGAAGAAAGUAAAAAAACCGAAGUCAAGGACACUAAAGCUAAAUCUCAGAAGGCAAAGCUCUUGGAGAAGAAAUCAAUCAAAGAAGAAAAACUGGAUGAAAAGAAUCAAAAACAGGCUGAGAUCGCUGACGAUACUAAGACUCAAAGGGCUGAAGAAAGCAAAAAGAGUGAAGUCAAGGACUCCGACGCUAAAUCUAAGAAGGAAAAGAAGUCAAUUGAAGAACAAAAACAGGAUGAAAAGAACCAAAAACUGUAUGAGAUCGCUGACGGCAAGAAACCUCAAAAAAGUGAGGUCUCCGAGGUUGUUGCUGAAAAGAUAUCCGAAGAGAAGGUUGAAGGAAGUAAAACGGCCCAAGUCAAGGACACUGAAGCUAAAUCUAAGAAGGCAAAACUUCUGGAGAAGAAAUCAAUCGAAGAAGAAAAACUGGACGAAAAGAAUCAAAGACAGGCUGAGUUUGCAGAUGGAACUAAGUUUAUAAAGGCUGAGGUCUCAAAGGUUGUAACUGAAAGGCUAUCCGAAGAAAAGGCUGAAGACAGUAAAAAAACCGAAUUCAAGGAUACUGAAGCUAAAUCUAAGAGUGCAAAGCUUUUGGAGAAAAUAACAAUUGAAGAAGAAAAACUGGAUGAAAAGAACGAAAAGCAGGCUGAAGCCUCUGCUGAUAAAAAGGCUCAAAAGGCUGAGAUCACAGAGAUUGUUGCUGAAAAUAUAUCAGAAAAGAAGGUUGAAGCUAAGGACUCUGAGGCCAAAUCUAAAAAGCCAAAUGACCUAGAGAAGAAAUUAGUUGAAGAAGAGAAACUGGAUGUAACGAAACCAAAACAGGCUGAUAGAAGAAGAGGGCAAAAGGAAGAGAUCGGGGUUAUUGAUGAAAAGAAAUCCGAAGAAAAGGCCUUCGUCGAAGAUGUUAAGGUUGAGGCUAAGAAGAAAGAUGCAUUUGCAGAUGAGGAAAUCAGGGACUUGCAUGAAGAUUUAGCUGUUGCAAGACGAAAGCCACAUGAAAUUGAGGAAACUGCUGACUCCAUUAGCCUUCAGACGUACAAGUCAUUCAGUUCUGAGUACAAGGAUAAGAAGGAAUCCCGAAGUGCCAAGCGCAAGCCAACGAUUGACAUACAGCUAACCAAUCGGAACACGGCGUCCGGCAGCGACCUCAAGUUGACUUGUGGGCUGUCGGGUCACGACAUGAAUGUGCAGUGGUUCAAGGAGAACAGCCCCAUCGAGAAUGGGGCCAAGUAUAGGAGGACAUUGAACGACGGACUGUCGUGCCUUGAAAUUAAAUCGGCCGAACUUAGUGACUCUGGCAUUUACCGCUGCAUAGCGUCCAAUCAAAAUGGAGAAGUCGAAACUAGCUGUCUUGUGACUAUAUACGAAGCACCUUCAAGCAAAUUUGGCACCCCUCCAAUAUUUACACGCAACAUUCGAGAUGCAUAUCAUUCCCAGGGCAACCAGCUCACAUUGGAGUGCAAGGUUUCAGGAAGUCCCAAGCCUCAUAUAUAUUGGCAAAGGGACAAUACUCUCCUUCCCGUUGAAGGUGCGAAAUACCAGUAUGCAGAGCAGAGUGAUGGAGUGAAACUCCUCACCAUUACUAACUUUGGCAGCAAUGAUUCCGGCUUGUACACUUGCUAUGCAGAGAGCGAGAAUGGCCAGAUGAAGAUCAGCAAAUUUGUUCAGGCAUCCGAUUAUGUGAGGGAGCGAACUGCUGAAAAGAAACCGAUUGACAAGGUGAUGCAAGAGAUCAAGCGGGAUGAAUCCUCCCCUGCCACCACCAACGACAAUGCUGCCGCCAAGGCAAAGGCCCGUGAGGCAAAAUUGCGUCUUAAUUUGGAGACCAGUCUUAAGACUAUGACCAUUGGAAGUGGUAACAAGGCUCAGCUCAUUUGCUAUGUGACUGGCAUCAUCGACGAUGUGCACUGGCUGAGAAACGAUGAGCGUGUUACCAAAGAUGCCCGCCACAAGAUCUACAACAUAAACGGAGCCAUUAGCCUGGAGAUUUACGAUGCUCGAGUGGAGGAUAGUGGUCACUACAGAUGUGUAGUGAAGAACAGCAGGCAGACGGUGGAGAGUGCUGGCCAGCUUAGCGUCUUAGAUCAGUCGAGUGGAAAGCUGCCAGAAAGUUUCUCUAGUUUUAUAACAGUCCUACGAUGCCCAGCGAAACGAGAUUGUGCUCAGUUGUCAGGUGAUCGGACGACCCAAUGUCAGUUGGAUGCGUGAUGACCACUCCAUAUGCAACAAUCGCUACAGAACAGUAGAAGAACCCGGUGGCGUUAGGAAGCUGAUUAUCCGCAAUCCCAUAUCGUCCGACUGUGGCAUUUUUGCCUGCUAUGCCGAGCACGAGGAUCGCAUUGACUCGACCAGUACCACC